AUGGAAACCACUCACCCAGAGACACCACUCAUCCAGGAAACCACUCAUCCAGGAAAUCACUCACCAGAGACGCCACUCACCAGGGACACCACUCACCCAGGAAGCCACUCACCCAGGGACACCACUCACCCAGGGACACCACUCACCCAGGGACACCACUCACCCAGGGACACCACUCACCAGGGACACCACUCACCCAGGGACACCACUCACCAGGGACACCACUCACCCAGGGACACCACUCACCCAGGGACACCACUCACCCAGGGACACCACUCACCCAGGGACACCACUCACCCAGGGACACCACUCACCAGACCAGGGACACCACUCACCAGACCAGGGACACCACUCACCAGGGACACCAUUCACCUAGGGACACCACUCACCCAGGGACACCACUCACCCAGGGACACCACUCACCCAGGGACACCACUCACUCAUUGUCUAAGCACUCACCCAGGGACACCACUCACCAGGGACACCACUCACCCAGGGACACCACUCACCCAGAGACACCACUCACCCAGGGACACCACUCACUCAUUCUCUAAGCACUCACCCAGGGACACCACUCACCAGGGACACCACUCACCCAGGGACACCACUCACCCAGGACACCACUCACCCAGGGACACCACUCACCCAGGGACACCACUCACCCAGGGACACCACUCACCAGGGACACCACUCACCCAGGGACACCACUCACCCAGGGACACCACUCACCCAGGGACACCACUCACCCAGGGACACCACUCACCAGACCAGGGACACCACUCACCAGACCAGGGACACCACUCACCAGGGACACCAUUCACCCAGGGACACCACUCACCAGGGACACCACUCACCAGGGACACCACUCACCAGGGACACCACUCACCAGGGACACCACUCACCAGGGACACCACUCACCCAGGGACACCACUCACCCAGGGACACCACUCACCCAGGGACACCACUCACCCAGGGACACCACUCACCCAGGGACACCACUCACCCAGGGACACCACUCACCCAGGGACACCACUCACCAGGGACAUCACUCACCCAGGGACACCACUCACCAGGGACACCACUCACCAGGGACACCACUCACCAGGGACACCACUCACCCAGGGACACCACUCACCAGGGACACCACUCACCAGGGACACCACUCACCCAGGGACACCACUCACCCAGGGACACCACUCACCCGGGACACCAUUCACCAGGGACACACUCACCAGGGACACCACUCACCAGGGACACCAUUCACUAGGGACACCACUCACUCAUUGUCUAAGCCCCCCCCUCAGACACACACUUUUUGAUAAACAGUAG
Messenger RNA from Saccoglossus kowalevskii, 1329 nucleotides. RefSeq names its product sialidase-like. Lineage: Eukaryota; Metazoa; Hemichordata; Enteropneusta; Harrimaniidae. The record is from RefSeq and is a predicted model, not a curated record.